GAAGAUUCACUUAUGGCAAGCCAGUUUCCAGGAUCUUCAAUUGUUAGUGUAUAUUAGUGCAUUUCAUGUUUUUCACGAGAAUAAAUAUUCUAUCUUUCUCAGAAAACAAUUCUAAAAUUUCAAUCAUGAAGAAAGAGAACUGGACCUGUUUGACUGAAAUUGUCCUAUUAGGCUUCUCAGAUUUUCAGUCUAUGCGAGAACUCAUGUUUUGCCUGGUUCUAAUAUUCUACCUCAUGGCUUUGAUGGGUAACAGCUUCAUUUUGAUCCUCACCAUUUUCAAUCGUCCCCUUCACACCCCAAUGUACUUCUUCCUUUGGAACUUGUCCUUUUUGGAAAUUGGCUACACCUCCACCAUCAGCCCAAAGACACUAGUAAAUUUGUUAUCAGACAACCAGAAUAUAUCCUUUUGGGGCUGUGAAUGUCAAAUGAGUUUCUUCAUUCUCUUUGGUAUUACUGAAUGUUGUCUUCUUUGUGUUAUGGCAUAUGACCGCUACGUUGCCAUUUGUAAACCCUUGCAAUACUCAUAUAUCAUGAACCUCAGGAAAUGUGCUAAGCUUGCUGCUGCAUCAUGGGCCAUUGGUGUUUCUGUUUGUCUGGGGCAAUCUAUUUCAAUCUUCACCCUUCCCUUCUGUGGGUCAAAUAGAAUCAGCCAUUUCUUCUGUGACCUUAUGCCUGUUCUGAGACUGGCUUCCACUAAUACUUACAAAAACGAGGUGGCCAUUGUCACAAUAACAGUUCUAAUUAUUCUGGUACCUCUUUUGCUCAUCCUUCUUUCCUACAUCCUCAUCAUUUCCACUAUUCUCACAAUGCCACUGGCCAACACCAGACGCAAAGCAUUUUCCACUUGUUCCUCACAUCUCACUGUGGUCUGCAUUUUCUUUGGGACUGGCAUUUUUACCUACAUUCGUCCCAACUCAGAAUAUUCCAUGGAAAGUAGCAGAUUCCUUGCCUUGUUCUACACAGUGGUGACCCCAAGCCUGAACCCCUUCAUUUACAGCUUGAGGAAUAAAGAGAUAAAAUAUGCUUUCAUGAAAUCUGUAGUAAGGAAACAAAUGUUCUUAAUAGGAUAAUCGAAAUAGAUCCAUAGGUUUGAUGUCUUCAACACAAUGUAGUUGUCGUGCAUAAAUAUAUGCGGUAGAAUGGACUCCAGGGGAUACCAGUGGCAUAUUUCACCCUUUAUAAAAGAAGUGUGACAAAUUUAUUUAAAACAAGGAAAGAACCCUGAAAGGUAACUUAAGUCCAUUAUUCUGGUACAAUUCAAAUAAUGAGUUGACCAGCCAUUUAUUCAAAAGGAAAGCUACUAGACUGUUCAUAAAGUCUAAAGAAAAGGGGGGAGGCAAAGGAAGGAGAUAAAAGAUGCUUUCAAGAAAUCAAUAGCAAUCAGAGUGUGACUAUGAAGCAGUGGGGAAGACUCCUAAAAUAGUUUUUUUGAAAAAAAGAAGGCAAUAUUCCAUGAACGCAAUUUCUGAAUAGGGAGUUACAAUCUUUUGCUUUCCCAGGCCUCUGUUUACCUUGUGUUUUCUUCUCCUUCUCCAAGGCUACCAUCAUUUGUUGGUCUUCUUAAAAUUUUAAAACAGAAUAACAGAGUUGGAAAGGACAUUGGAGGUCUUCUAGUCUAACCCCCAACCUGAGCUGGAGACCCCAUACCAUUUCAGACAAAUGGCUGUCAAAUCUCUUCAUAAAAACCUGCAGUGAUGGAGCAUCCAAUGCCUGAGCUGAUAGUUAGUUACUCUGGAAAAAUGUAAAAGUAUCUCUUUUGUAGAAAGGAUAGUUGUGUAAUUUGAAACCAUAUAGCUGUGCCAAUGCUUUAUUUUCUUUGAGAAGAUGUAUUUGGCUUUAGGAGCUUCUAACUUGAGUUGUAGAAAGAUUUACAACUUUCACACAAAAGGAGGUAAAAGAGUAUCAGACAGUACAUAUACAACUGAGCACUGAAUUCAGAGAUGGUGCCACCUAGGAACUGUAGUCUAUUUUUUUAAAUAUUCCCUGAUAUAUUAGUCUUAUUAUAAUUACUAACUAAUUCUGUUCUUAUUAAAAAGUUCUGUAAUCCAUUUAUGCAUUGAUAUGAUAUCAGUGUUUCAUUAUCCUUAGUGAAAUAUUUCUUAUUCUCUUAUAUAUUGUGGUAUGUUCAUUUCAGACAAGUGGCUGUCUAGUCUCUUCUUAAAAAUCUCCAGUGAUGGAGCGCCCACGAUUUCUGAAGGCAAGCUGUUCCAUUGGUUAAUCGUCCUCAUUGUUAGGAAGUUUCUCCUUAAUUCCAGGUUAUUUCUUCAAAUAUUGGAAUACUGCUGGAAAUAGAUGGAAAAGAAUAUCUAUAUGGAUCUAAGCUUAUAUGCCCCAGAAAGACCCAGUUCUCUUGAAGAUGGUUUCUCCUAAUUUUUUCAUGUGGAAAUAUCUUGGAUUUAAGUGGGAAAUAGUUCAGUUGCUGGGAUUCUCAUAACCUCAUCUCAUUCAUCUCAAUAAAUUUUGCUAAAAACAAUCUGUGAGACUCAUGGUUGGAAAUGUGGAAAAUGAAAAUAUUGGCUAUUGUUCUUUUAUGCAUGAAGCUUUGCCCGACAGGAGAGCAAGUGCUAGUAAUCUCUGCUCCCCACCAGCAUGCAAUCUCCAGCCUGGACAGCACCAACAAGAACUGAAUUCCGAUUUGCCAUUCUCGGACACUUGAAAAACUUCAUACCACCUUUCCAACACAAUGAAUGCCCAGAGGCGCAUGAAGGAGACUAUGUGCUCCAGGAAAAUGCCUCAUGCUUGUUGUAUGGACUAUAGUUGUAUUGUUGUUUAUUGGCAUUUGUAUUCUUUUAUCAUGAAUCUUAAAUCUACUGAGGUUGUAUGUAUUUCUCAAUAAAAUACUUCCUUUACAUGCCCCUCUGAAACUAUUGUAGACACUUUACCUCAGAAUUCCUCUAAUCUUAUCUUUUUACUUAUGUUUUGUGUUGUCCUUAUAGACAGGAAGUGGGGACUGUGGAAAACAAAAAUAUUGUUCUUUUAUGCAAGGUUUAGGCCCAGGUGAACUAAAUCAGGCCUCAUGGAUAUAGUAUUGAACCAAAGUCUGUGCUAUGCUUAAUUUUGCAGUUUGCAAUUGUACUUUACUUAAUAUGAUUUUGUUAAGCUUGCUAGUUUCAAAUAUAUUUAGAACAUAAAGUCUGGAACAGUAAGAAAUAGGGAACUGAAAGUAGUUGAUGGAUGCCGGUUCCAAUGUACACAGGUAUAUGUGGAAAGUUAUGUUCAGCAGAAGUCAGCAAAAGUCAGCAGACCAUCUGACUGCAGUCUUAGAACGGGAAAGGGUAUAAAAAGUUGGGUCUGGACCUGACUGAUUUGCCAUUGGCCUAUAGCUAUCCUUUGGAGUGCUAUGUCAGUGGACCUCAUUGCAAUGGGUUAUUAAUGUAAGUUAUGUUGUGUUAUUAUGCAUGCUAUGUUCCAAAUUAUUAGCAAA
This is a messenger RNA of Crotalus tigris (Tiger rattlesnake), 3424 nucleotides long. RefSeq names its product olfactory receptor 10A4-like. The record is from RefSeq and is a predicted model, not a curated record. Gene Ontology annotation, cellular component: membrane. NCBI's taxonomy places the organism in Eukaryota, Metazoa, Chordata, Lepidosauria, Squamata, Viperidae. Gene Ontology annotation, biological process: G protein-coupled receptor signaling pathway. The transcript is spliced from 2 exons. Gene Ontology annotation, molecular function: G protein-coupled receptor activity; olfactory receptor activity. The coding region runs from base 66 to 1070 and encodes 334 amino acids.